CCUAGCUAGCUUCCGCUUUCACCCUUACCGAGUAAUUGUUUGAAACUUGCCGGCGGCGGCCGGCAAGAGCUUCACAAAUUCUAACGACCUACCUAAUUGCAGAAACUCCCCGGCUGUUUCUUAUACCUCACGUUGCUUUGAACUUUGAAUACUCUAUGCUGCACAAGAAUUUUUCAAGACAAAUCCAUGACUCUGGAACACUAUAAAUUUAUCACCUUUCCCGCAUUCCUUUCAUUCCACACAAACUUCCAACUUCUUAAUUUGAAUAUUUCAUAAAUAGAUCCCCCACUUCAAAAUCUCCUAAUUUAAUUUCAGGAUGAAAUCUUUCGGCGUGUUCUUGUUCUCUUUGAUGACAGCUUUGGCUACUUUCUCCCUUCUUUUGGGUUGCUCAGAAGGUCGUCCCCUUGAUAUCUUGAAGGUCCAUGGCGCCUCCACCGCCGUCUUGGGUGGCGUAGGAAAUGCAUGGGGUUUGGACUGGUUGACUCUGGGUGCCGUCAAGGGUGGAGGGCCUAGUCCCGGCGGGGCAGGCCAUAGGUUUUUUACUGACGGAGGAGUCAAGAACUCUGGCCCCAGCCCCGGCGGCGCAGGCCAUAGGUUUUUUACGGACGGAGGAAUCAAGAACUCUGGCCCCAGUCCCGGUGAUGGACACCGGGUUGUCGCCGGUAAACGUCAGUGAGCAAUGAAUUAAACCCGCCGUUAUGAUCCAAUUUUUUAAUUCAAAUUCAUAUGUACGCAUUAUUACUUGGUUCUUUAUUCUUGUUUCUCGAUUAUUUAUAUCAUGGGGUUGAGCGAACCCAAAAAGGCCAAAAGGCCAAAACGCUACUUGUAUAAGUGAUUUGCUCACUCUCACAACUUAGUCAUGCAAUUUUCUGUGUGAACAAAAAGUUAGUCUGUAUAAAUAAAUAAAAUAUUGUACACAUUUGUUGACCCCGGAUUGGAUGUGCAUUUUGUAUUAGGAAAAU
Molecule: messenger RNA, 962 nt
Organism: Cuscuta europaea
Lineage: Eukaryota; Viridiplantae; Streptophyta; Magnoliopsida; Solanales; Convolvulaceae
Source: the annotation of a GenBank genome assembly